AAGUUUGAUUGCAGAGUAGAUGAAAAGGGAUUUUUAUGUUGCCAUGAGGUAUGUGAUGAUGUUUUAAAAGAGCAGAAUAAGAUUAUGUGAUGAUGUUUUAAAAGGGCAUAAUAAGAUUAUAGGGUCCAGUUGUGUCGUUCCUUAUGUGCCGCAUACCACUAAUUAAUGUCAAGAUUAUUAUCUCCUCCUCCCACGCCAAAAGAAAUUCUGUAAGCAUACCACUAAUUAAUGUCAAGAUUAUUAUCUCCUCCUCCCACGCCAAAAGAAAUUCUGUAAAAGAGACUGCCUCUUAAUAUAGUUUUGUCUAAUUAUCGGGGCUAAAGUGCAAAUUCUCCCAGUUCAAUCUGCUAUAAAUUAAAAACCACGAUUUAGGGUUUCUGUUCUCUCAAACUCACUCAUAGCGGAGCAGCCGUCGAAGAACGUAAAAUACCGCAGCUGCUCGAUUCCAACCCUAAAAAUGUCUCUUGUAGCUAAUGAAGAUUUCCAGCACAUUCUGCGUGUGCAGAACACGAACGUGGACGGAAAGCAGAAGAUCAUGUUCGCCAUGACCUCAAUCAAGGGUAUUGGUCGCCGUUUCGCCAACAUCGUCUGCAAGAAAGCCGAUGUUGAUAUGAAUAAGAGGGCUGGUGAACUCACUGCUGCUGAACUUGAUAGCUUGAUGGUUAUUGUGGCAAACCCCCGUCAGUUCAAGAUUCCCGACUGGUUUUUGAACAGGAAGAAGGAUUACAAGGAUGGCAAGUUUUCCCAGGUGACAUCAAACGCUCUUGACAUGAAGCUUAGGGAUGAUCUUGAGCGAUUAAAGAAGAUCAGAAACCACCGUGGUCUCCGUCACUACUGGGGCCUUCGCGUGCGUGGACAACACACCAAGACCACUGGUCGUAGGGGAAAGACAGUGGGUGUCUCCAAGAAGCGAUGAGCGUUAUCUUUUCUAUUUAUCUCUUUGUUAUGGAUACUUUUGUUUUGUUUUAGGCUUUGCAAGCGCCUAUAAGAGAUUUACAUGACCGGCUCUUGUUAUCUUUGUUUUGGAUUCCAAUAUUAAUUUUGAUCAUGGUUUUUAAGACUCGGUAAAUCAAUGGUAAGGAACUUUUCUCUUUGGUUCA
Messenger RNA from Salvia miltiorrhiza (redroot sage), 1100 nucleotides. Its product is annotated as 40S ribosomal protein S18-like. Gene Ontology annotation, biological process: translation. Gene Ontology annotation, cellular component: cytosol; small ribosomal subunit; ribosome. The transcript has 4 exons. Lineage: Eukaryota; Viridiplantae; Streptophyta; Magnoliopsida; Lamiales; Lamiaceae. Gene Ontology annotation, molecular function: structural constituent of ribosome; RNA binding. Bases 458 to 916 code for a protein of 152 amino acids. The record is from RefSeq and is a predicted model, not a curated record.